Molecule: messenger RNA, 1284 nt
Organism: Cuscuta campestris
Lineage: Eukaryota; Viridiplantae; Streptophyta; Magnoliopsida; Solanales; Convolvulaceae
Source: the annotation of a GenBank genome assembly
CUCAGUUCUUUUCGUAGACGAUCCAAACCCUUUGCCUCUUCCAAGGCUAUCGCUGAUACAGACAAGUUGUGUUCGGGUGGCCCCUACGAGCCCGGGGUCUUAGUGAAUGACGAGGCUCUGUCCAAGUUUGGGUUCGUCUUCCAUGAUGAGGACGAGCCCAAGCGCCGGGUUGUCCAGAGUCAACUUGAAGAAGGACCCUCAGGUGAAAUCAUGAUCUCCGCGGCCGAUAGGAAGAAGCUGUUCAAGUCCAAGCCGCGAUCGGAGUCCGGCAAAGAACGACCUCCGCUUCCAACCCCCACACCGUCCGCCGAGCAUGCCCAGGCGAGUAAGAAGCGCAAGGAUGUGAGCUCCUCGAUGGAAGGGGCUUCGCUGAGCGGGGCGAGGUCUCCACCCUCGCGCUCGGUGGACUGCGGAAACCCGGCCUUCGUGAAGGUGGCGUUCCCCCUCAAGCCUUCAUUCUUGCAUGGGGACUAUGAACCUCGCCGUUUUCUGCAGAGCUUCAUCCCUCCGCCAGACCGAAUGGAGAUAAGUUCGGCCGCCUCGGAAGACCUCGCCUCCACUCUCUUGCUCGAGUUGGGCUCAGUGGCCAUGCGCGCGCCAGAGCUGGUGGAGCGCUUCGAGUGGUAUGUGGCGGAGAAGGCAAAAGGCGAAGAGGAGCUUCGGAGGUUGCAGGAGCACGUGGCUGGCCUCGAGGGGGAGCUUGCUGAUGCCGAGGAGCGGGCUCGGGCUUCAGAGCGGGCUCGCACUGCUGCUGAGGAGAAGGUACGCCGCCUGGACGAGGAAGCCGAGCACGUGGUCGAGGCCUUUCAGACCUCCCCCGAGUUCGAGGAGGCAGCUCUCGCCCGCAUGGACGAUCUCCUGAAGAUCUGGGCUCGAACUCCCGCCGGGCAACGUUUCCUCUUCAAAGAGGGGCAAGCCAAUUACUCCAUGGGUUUGCAACGGGCUCAAGAAGUCUUGCUAGAGCGGAUCAGAGAUGGGAAGGAGCUACCGAAGCCAUGCGAGAACCCUGAGGAGUUUGACUCAUCCAUCUACUACUCCGAGGACGAGGACGAGGACGAGGACGCCACUGGCGGGGGUGAGGACACCGCUGGUAACUGAGCGCAUCUGGGUCCACCGAUAAAUUCCACCCUUAGUUUUUUUAUGUACUGUUUGUUUUUUUUUGUGCUCGAACAAUGUAUUUUGCACUGCGUAACUAUUACCCUUGACUCUUUGUGGUUUGCGAUGCCUUUAUCGCCUUUCUUUGAUUCUGAGUCGCAUUUUCUUGAAUAAGUUUUGGAAUCGGAA